AUGGCUUCAAAAAUCCCCCCUCAAAUUGUUCACGAUCCAUUAAAUGCUUCAACAUCAAAUACCAUUGCGGCAGAUCAAAAUGAAUUCAGCGAUGACCUCUCGGACGAAGCGGAAACCAUUAUGAUCCCUCAUAUAUCAGAUGAGGAUGCACAAUCCAUCAUCGGUGUAUCUCUCAGUCAUGCAGCUUCGCGUUUGAAGUCUUCAAAAACACCUGCUGCAGAGAAGGCUGCUGCCAUGGAUAAUUUGGAAGGAGGUUAUUUUGAUAGCGACCCCGAGACUCCAACUUUGGAACCGACAAUGAAACCACCAUUCGAUGAGGAUUCGAGGAAUACAAAAGGGGAGGACUCGACAUUGGGAAAACUACCAUCGCCGAAGCUUUCACCCAAACUCGAUUCCGCUAUGAAACCUCCACCUCCUCAAUCGCGGCCAGAACCAAAGCCAACGGUGGUUAUAGAACCACCGAAUGAAGCUCGCACAUCAGCCAUGGCUAGUGUAUUUCAUCCUGGAAGGAAACGUCAGAGUUCAUUAUCUAGUGGUGCUGAUGCACUCAAAAAACUUCUACCAAAAGGGUUACCUUCAAUGUCUCAGGUGGGAAACUUAUUUGGUACAUCAACAAGCUCAAAUCAUAAGUCUCGGUCAUCUUUUCACGCCCCAAGAAGCGCCACGUUCCACCCCUUUUCUACCUCACCUAGUCGUUCAAAAGAUGAGGGUUCAUCAUCUACAAAUAAUCGUCAGGUAAAGGAGCACCUUCCAGCUCAAUAUCGACCAUCACAACGUCAUAGUAAUUCACAUCUUCAGAAUGAAAUUAUAGCGGGUAAUAAUAGUUCAACGGAACGUCCAAGAACUAUUCGCAGAGCAACAUCUGAUGAUUCAUUACUAUAUCAUAGCUUAUCUCGAACCUCAUCACUAGGUGAUGAUUCACGGUUUGAAAAUCACCGCGAACAAGUCAACUCUCGAGUUAAAGCUAUCAGAGAUUCCUUUCAAGAUCGUUCAACCUUUCGAAUGCCACAAUUGCCCAGUAUGCCAAACAUAUUACCAGCUGUUACCAAAAAGAAACCACUUGAGCCGAGUCCCUCAUUCUCGAAAUACGAUUCCUUCGGUAAAGAUAAUGCUCGCUCAUCAACGAAACCUACCAAUGCUUUAGAUAAGGCCAUGGAAAAUUUAACCGGAGAUGUUGUAAUUAUGGGUGGAUAUCGAGGUUCGAUACUUCGAUCCGCUAAAGCACCAAAUCAUCAACUUUGGGUACCUGUUAAGGUAGGACUCAAUAUUCGUAAAGUGGAUUUAGAAGUUGGUUUGAAUCUAGAGGAUGAGGAGAGGAUGGAAGAAAGUAUUAUCCCAUCCGGGAUGCUAAAGAAUAUUGGGCCAGUAGACAUAUCCAGGCGGUUAUUCAAGCGACUUGAAAAUUGCGAAAAUGCCCAAAAUGGUAAAUUGAGAGUGUGGGAUUAUGGUUAUGAUUGGAGGUUAAGUCCACAUCUGUUAAGUCGAAAGCUUAAAGCCUUCCUGGAGAAAUUACCUUCUAAUCGACCAGGUCCUAAUGGAGAAAAACCCACUGGUGCUUUGGUGAUUGCACAUUCAUUAGGAGGUUUAAUUACGCGACAUGUUGUGAAUCAAAAACCUGAGUUGUUUAGUGGGGUUAUAUAUGCUGGUGUUCCACAAUCAUGUGUGAAUAUCCUAGGUCCCUUCAGAAAUGGAGAUGCUGUCCUACUGAGCUCAAGAGUAUUAACGGCUCAAAAACCUUCAUCGGGUUCAAAUUCCGGCUCGGGCUCCGGUACAAAUACUCCUCAGCCCUCUUCGCCAUAUCUUGGAUCUAAUUCUCGCACCGAAAACGACAAUCGUAACCAUUCAAUCGAUCAAUCCAAAACUAGUCGAGCGGCAGAAGUACUUCGUGGAGUGGAUGGUACUGACCGCACUCUAGCCCCUCAAAUGAGUAACUCCCUAAACAAAAGCUACAAUCCUUCUCCUUCAGUUUCUACCCUCGUCACUCUUCCCCGCGAUAAAGCGAUAGAAUAUCUCCGUCGCACUCUCGCCGAAACACUCCAAUUCAAAAGAGAACUUCAUUUCAAACCCGAAAUCUCAGAUGCAAAUCGCUAUCCUCCAUUAGCAGUUAUCUAUGGGGAUUGGGAUUAUAAAAGGAAGGAUAGUGGAUAG
Molecule: messenger RNA, 2148 nt
Organism: Sclerotinia sclerotiorum 1980 UF-70
Lineage: Eukaryota; Fungi; Ascomycota; Leotiomycetes; Helotiales; Sclerotiniaceae
Exons: 4
Coding region: 1-2148 (715 amino acids)
Source: RefSeq, a predicted model, not a curated record